Messenger RNA from Trichoderma aggressivum f. europaeum, 1788 nucleotides. RefSeq lists its product as uncharacterized. The record is from RefSeq and is a predicted model, not a curated record. Lineage: Eukaryota; Fungi; Ascomycota; Sordariomycetes; Hypocreales; Hypocreaceae. The transcript is spliced from 2 exons. The coding region runs from base 1 to 1788 and encodes 595 amino acids. Gene Ontology annotation, cellular component: membrane. Gene Ontology annotation, biological process: oligopeptide transport; transmembrane transport. Gene Ontology annotation, molecular function: transmembrane transporter activity.
AUGAGCAACGCUGCCAACCUCGACGUCGAUGUCAUUGCCGAGGCCGACCACCGCGCGGCUGGCUUUGACGACAAGACCCCUCACGCCGUCGACAUCCGAGGCGACGAGGAGUACGAUGACUUCCCUACCGAGGAAGAGCUGCGCACUCUGCGCCGUGUCUCCGGAAAGAUCAAGUGGAGCAUGUACACCAUUGCCUUUGUUGAGCUUUGCGAGCGUUUCUCCUACUACGGAUCUUCCGUCCUCUACACAAACUUUGUGAACCGCCCUCUUCCCCCGGGAUCAACCACUGGCUCUGCUCCUCAUGGCCUCCCCGGUGCCCUGGGAAUGGGCCCCAAGGCUGCUCAGGGCAUCAGCUUGUUCAACCAGUUCUUCGCCUACAUCAUGCCUCUUGUUGGUGCCUGGAUUGCUGAUGCUCGCAUGGGUCGUUUCUGGACUCUUCACCUUGCCAUUGGUAUCUCCACCAUUGCCCACGUCAUUCUCGUCGCCUCUGCCGCUCCUGGUGUGAUCGUGAAGAAGGACAGCGCUUUUGCCGCCUUCAUCAUUGGUCUCAUCUGCCUCUGCGUUGGUACUGGUUUCUUCAAGGCCAACGUCUCUCCCCUGCUUGCCGAUCAGAACGAAGAUAGACGCAUGCGCGUCGAGACCCUUGCCUCUGGCGAGAAGGUCAUCAUCGACCCUGCCGUCACCAACACCCGUAUCUUCCUCUACUUCUACUUUGCCAUCAACAUCGGAUCUCUUGCCGGUCAGAUUGCCAUGGUCUACGUCGAGAAGUACGUCGGCUUCUGGGUUGCUUUCCUCAUCCCUACCGGCAUGUUUCUGCUCGCCCCCGUCGUCCUGUGGAGCCAGAAGAAGAACUACCGCCUGCAGCCCCCUACCGGAUCUCUGCUCCAGAAGUUCAUGCAGAUGUUCUUCUAUGCCCGCAAGAGGUCAAAGGGCUUUUUCAAGAUCGACUGGGACGUUGUUCGCCCCUCUCGCAUCGCCAUCUCUGACCGACCCGCGUGGAUGACUUACGACGAUGCCUGGGUUGACGAGGUCCGCCGUGGUCUCAUGGCCUGCAAGGUCUUCCUCUUCCUGCCCGUCUUCUUCCUGGCCUACAACCAGAUGACUGGUAACCUGACCAUCCAGGCUGGUACCAUGGAGCUGCACGGUGUCCCCAACGACAUUAUCCAGAACCUGAACCCCAUCUCCAUUGUCAUCAUGAUCCCCCUGAUCGACCACCUCCUGUACCCCGGUCUCCGCAAGAUUGGCGUCGCUUUCACCCCCAUCAAGCGUAUGACCACUGGUUUCUUCAUUGCCUCUCUUUCCAUGGUUGCCUCCGCUGUCAUGCAGUACUACAUCUACAAGAAGAGCCCUUGCGGCGAUCACGCCAACGGCACCAUCAUCGUCGACGGCGAGGAGGAGCUCUGCCCUCCUGCCCCCAUCAAUGUCUGGGCCCAGUGCUUGCCCUACAUCCUGAUUGGUUUCGCCGAAAUCUUUGCCAACGUCACCUCCUACGAGUAUGCUUACUCCAAGGCCCCCGAGAACAUGAAGUCUCUCGUUAUGAGUGUCAACCUGUUCAUGAGCGCCGUUUCCGCCGCUAUUGGCGAGGCCUUUACUCCUCUGUCCGAUGAUCCCCUGCUGGUCUGGAACUACACCACUGUCGCCUGCAUUGCCUUUGUUGGUGGUGCUGCCUUCUGGUUCUGCUUCCGUCACCUCGACUCCGACGAGGACAAGUGGAACAUGCUCAAGAAGUCCGAGUACAUUGGCCAGAACCAACCUGGUCUGGGCAAGGACGCCGACGAGGAGCCUUAA